Eremothecium cymbalariae DBVPG#7215 is the source of this 1170-nucleotide messenger RNA. RefSeq names its product Psg1p (gene PSG1). The transcript has a single exon. Bases 1 to 1170 code for a protein of 389 amino acids. Lineage: Eukaryota; Fungi; Ascomycota; Saccharomycetes; Saccharomycetales; Saccharomycetaceae. The record is from RefSeq and is a predicted model, not a curated record.
AUGAUUCAGCAAUUACUGGUAUUUCUUACUUUUUCAAUCCAUUGCUGUUAUGGAUGGCAUAAUGUAAUCCGGCCACAGCAGUCGCCUAAAACUACCACGGAGGAAUUGAAACCGUGGGUUCGUACCAUCUACGGUACCAAAGUUGAACUCGUAACACCAACUGUUAUAGCUGGAGUCACAUUCUCUGCUAAACCAGAGGAAACACCUGAUCCAUUGAAACCUUGGGUCUCUUUAAAGCAAGAAGGAUUGCCGGUAACCGUUAAACCAGAAAUUAAAAAAGGGCAUACCAUCCGAGCAUCGCCGGACUAUUCUACGUAUUUCAAGACUGCAAGUACCAGGACGUAUACCUAUGAAGAUUUAAAAGCUCACAAUAUGGAUCCGGGUGAUAUUCAUAAGGAGGUGAUGUUUGUUGACGAGGACGAUGCUUAUGUUUCACUAAAUCCUAUUAUUAGAUGCACACCUGAACGUUACUUUCACAAAGGAGAUGCCAAAGAUAUCCCAAGUGAGCCUUUCUGUACUCCAAUGGAGAACAAGGACUGGCAGGUUGGAAAAACCUAUUUCGUUAGUUGGUAUACUCGUUUCUUUAGAGAUGAAGUGAAGGAAAGCACAGUAGAGCAGGUCCGUGUUCAUUUAUCAUAUGUUCAAGAAACAGCUUACCAGAGAGGCUUUGCGAAGAGGGACAUUAAAGCAACUUUUUUUUCAAGUGAAUGGAUUGAUAAUAUAGAUGGUUUAUAUCCAAUUACUGUAGAUGAAGACUGGUUACAAGGAAAGCCAAGACGUUCAGUAGUAGUUUCCGUUCAACCAUCAACUGUAAGUGAUGAAGAGUUUAACCCAUUGGAAUUCGGGGUUUUAAUUAAGAUACUUCGGGGUUCCAAAGUAUUCAAGACGACCAAGGAAGAGCUGGCAUUACAGGAUGCUGGAAUACACCAUCGUCCGUGGUAUUAUGUAAUCUUAACGGUACCAACGAUUGUGGCAUUCACAAUUGCAGUGAUGUAUUUCCUUUCACAAUGUACUGGGAAAUAUAGGGACUUCAGUGAUGUAACAAGAAUGGCGUUGAAUAAGAAGCACAGGGUACUUGGGAAAAUUAAAGAUAUGAAACGGUUCAAGAAGAUCAAAAACCACAAAUAUGACGAACUGCCCAUACAUAGAAAAAGUGGCAAGCAGACUUAG